UUGAGAGAAACUCACACACUUGUCUAUUUUCACAUUUGAAUUUAACUUUGAAAUUGUUUCUUACUUCAGAUUGUGACACAAAAUAGUGUAAUUAUGGGAAAAGCUACAAGAUGGUUGAAGGGUUUGUUUGGAAUGAAGAAGGAGAAAGAACACAGUAACAAAUCAGGUCCAUUGUUUUUAGGCAAGAAGGAGAAAAAACACAUUAACAAAUCAGGUCCAUUGUUUCUAGAUAGGAAGGAGAAGAAACAAUCAUGUAAGGAUCAUCAAAAUCACAUUAGUCAAACAAGUGUUCAAGGUUUUGAUAGUGCUAGGUACAGUCUUGCUGAAAAACAGAAUGAGUACAAUAAAAAAGCAAUUUUUUCAAGGUCUUUAAGCCAUGGCAGUAGUAGAGGUUCAUUGUUUUUUGGUAGCAGGGAGUGGAGGGCUGCUGUAAAGAUUCAAUCUUUUUUCAGAGGCUUUUUGGCGCGAAAAGCUCUUCGAGCACUAAGAGGAUUGGUUAAGAUACAAGCUCUUGUUAGAGGCUUCCUUGUUAGGAAAAGAGUUGUUGCAACUCUUCAUAGUAUUCAAGCUCUUAUGAGAGCUCAAGCCGUUGUCCGGUCACGAAGAGCGCGUAGAUCCUUUGAUAAGGAGAAUGCGCGUCCGAAACAUAUCCAUAGACGAAAACAUUUGCAAAUGUUUGAUGAAACUCGAAAUGUACAACAUGAUCAUAAAUGGCUGCACAAUUCUGGCUCAAGUAGAUUUGAUCCAAACCGGGUAAUCCUCGCGAUUGAUCCUCACAGGUCUAGUUCAAGAUCUUCAAUGUCCGAAUAUAGAGACGUUAUGCAUCAUCACUACUACGAAACAACAUCAUCCUCUCUUCCAAGUCACCUUUCGCGUAGAAUUUCACUUCACGAAUGCCAACAUUCUCAUGAUUUUGAUUCGUGCUUCAAUAAUGUUAACGACGAGCAUAAAGUCUUUACGGCUCAUAGCACUCCUCGGUUAUCAAACUCUUCCCAAGCUAAUACUCCAUUGGCGAAGAGCGUUUCUGAAGAGACCAGCAUGUUCUUGCCUUACUCUAAUUGUCCUAACUACAUGGCUAAUACUCAGUCAUCCAAGGCAAGAGUGGUAAGGUCUCGCAGUGCUCCGAAACAAAGAUCUGAGGUCAAGAAAAGGGUUCCACUUGAGGAAAUAAUGGCCACAAGAAAUAGCUUAAGUUCUGUUAGAAUGCAUUGGUAAUUCAAUCAAUAUACAGUUGUUUUAACAUGGUUUAUUUGGAUCUAUUGGGGAAUCAAAAGGAAAAUUUUGAUAACAUAAUGAUGUAGAGAUG
This is a messenger RNA of Vicia villosa (hairy vetch), 1306 nucleotides long. Its product is annotated as protein IQ-domain 26-like. Gene Ontology annotation, molecular function: protein binding. Bases 94 to 1215 code for a protein of 373 amino acids. The transcript is spliced from 3 exons. NCBI's taxonomy places the organism in Eukaryota, Viridiplantae, Streptophyta, Magnoliopsida, Fabales, Fabaceae. The record is from RefSeq and is a predicted model, not a curated record.